Messenger RNA from Acipenser ruthenus (sterlet), 3458 nucleotides. RefSeq lists its product as uncharacterized. The record is from RefSeq and is a predicted model, not a curated record. Bases 145 to 2211 code for a protein of 688 amino acids. Lineage: Eukaryota; Metazoa; Chordata; Actinopteri; Acipenseriformes; Acipenseridae. The transcript is spliced from 7 exons.
AAGAACAACGAGUUCAAAACUAAACAUUCCAUCAUACACCCUGAUCCAACACGUACUGAUUAAAAACAAAACUGUCCCAUUUCUUCUUGAGAAGCAGGACGUGAUAACGAACCGAAAGUCUCUCCCACACCCCCCCAAAAAGAAAUGUUAGCUGAGGUGAAUUUUGUCCAUCCUCAGCGUCAAGUGAAACGAUCCUGUCCUCUCGGACCUUUCCCCAGGUCGGUGUGGAUCCACGAAGAUACUCCGCAGGACGCCUUGGACAGAAUCUGUUACGAAAUCUGGAAAAGAGUUCAAAGGAUAUCGACAGCAUCAGCACCGGUCACAAAAAACACCGGCCACUCGAAGGAAGGCUUAUCGACCACCCACCCUCAGAACCAAGACUCCGGUAUAAAUAACAAGGGUCUGCGUAUUAAUGAUUCAUCCUUUCUGCAACAAGAGGCAAUUGAAAGUUACAGCAGCGAGAGGGGAGCGGAGCGGACAAGAGACAGGUCUGUGAGGUGUCAUCAGGUGAACAACGACAUUUCACUGAUGGUCCAGCAGGAGUACCUGAGCCUGGUUGAGGAGUUCACCUCUCAUGCUGACUCCCAAGGCAGCCAGAACCCACAGGAACGCCAAGCAGAAUGGGACUGCCCCCCCACCGGGACCUCGCUGACCCUCGCUGCCGAGGAGGUGAGGAGAAACAUCGAGAAGUACCUGAGGUCCGUCAUCCGGGGGAUCGAAUGCACGCAGCAGCAGAGCAGGGGCUCCGGGGCUCAGGGGGCAUCUGCUCCUGAUUCUGCAGUCCACCCUCCCUCCCGGCGCCGGUCCCAGCCUGCCACCGCCUCCCCCUCUCCUUCUGUUUUAAACAGCGAGGGCUCCCAGCUCCUCUCCGAGUCCCCUCAGGAGCCGAGCGAGACUGGCCAGGCACCUGAUAACACGGUGGGGCUGGAGGAAGCCAAACUGAUCCGGGAUUUACUGCAGGACAGGAUCUUCCGCUCGGGCAGCUGCAGUGAGAGUGGUAACAGCGGCGGCCGUGAUCAGAGGGGCAGUGGCAGUGCCUGUUCCGCCUCCCCCAUCACCACUCCCACCCCCUCCCCGGCAGAGGCCCAGGACAGCAAGAAGACCCCCCAGCUGCUGCCAGUGUUUGCUAGACUCCACACCCCUGAGAAGCAAAGGAAUGGGCUUCCCCAAUGCAUAGCUGAAUCUGAUUUGAAGACUGUCAGCAAACAUAUCCUGAUCACCAAAGAGACCCUUGCAGAGUUUCGUCUGCGCAUGUCGAACACCAGCCUGUUUGGAGGAGCCUGCCAGGGGCAAGACAUACAUGUGCCUUGCAAGCCAAGUCCCGCCAGCUGUUUGAACCCAGGCUCUCCAGCUGUAGCCAGGGUGCCAGCCCAGAUUAGACAGGCCAGUCUGGCACCCCAGCUUCUCCCAUGGAAGAAGGACCCCAACAUGCCCAGCAAGGCCAGUGACAGGCUCGGAGCCACCAGCUCAUCCGGCUUCGGGCAGGACUGCACAAGGAAGCAGAUUGCUCCGCCAGAGAAAGGCUUGCACUACGAAUUCCUGGAUAAUGUCAGGAGACCAGAUGGCCAGGCUGCAGUCAGCUGCAGGGUGGUCCACACGAGCGGUCCGCCAGAAUCUAUCCCUGCCUGUGCUGUUGAAGAAAGCAGGAUGUGCUGUCCGGACCGCAGGCUGUGUUCACUAGCCUCAGAGCAUCGCAGCACCUUGAAGUACACCGGGAAGACUUUCAUCCCAGGCAGCGUGGCUGGCAUUGUGCCCAGGACACCGCUGAUCAGCUGCCAGCCCCCUCCACACAACCCUCCCGGCUUCAGCCCUUACCAGAACUGUUUUCAGCAGCAGCAGCAGCAGCAGCAUAGAGCCCAGACACACUACCAGCAGGCUCUGAACUCCCAGGCUGGAUAUCAUGCACGACGGCAGGUGAAUCACUUCCCCUACCCCCAGAUGACGCAGUCCCUCAUCUACCCUCCGUGCUUCGGCUUCCUGCCCAUGGUGCAGCCCUACCAGCAGGGCCCAGGCUCCAAGCCCCCCGGCAGCAAUCCAUCAGGCAUGGCGGGAGACGGGCCUCAGUACCUGUACCAACCCGCAUACAGAUACAGCUCCCCACACUCUAGAAACAUGUACAACCACAAUAACAGCAGCAGCAGCAGCAGCAGCAGCAGUCAGCCCUAUUUCACAAGCAACACAAAUGGUAGGGUUUUCUUUCACUGUGUUUAGUUUGAGCUGCGAGGGGAAUCCUUUGCGUCGGGUUCUGAGGUCAUCAGAUCUGAGGUGAGCUUCACACUGGGUCAAGAAAGUUCCUAGUUUUGCUUGCCUUGCCUUCCAGGAAGUCUUUUACUGCCUCACUUCCUCUGUACUGUAAUUUCUCCUCAGCAGUGUGCUCUGGGUCAUCCCACUGGCUGCAAGACAUGUCAGUCAUGGUGGGAAGUAGAUGACACAUGUGCUGACAGGAAAGCAGGCUAUGAAGGGCGGGGGAUGACCCCAGGGGGAACUGACUAACAAAAAGUGCACAAGACUUUUAAAACAAGGACUGCAAACCGAGAGUUCCAGAUAUCAUGUUUUAACAAUUGAGCACCAGUCCGUGGCAAUUAACUAGAUACUUCUUAAAGGCAAUUCCGAGUGCGCCUACUUCUCACUUCUCAAACCUUAUCUAUAGAGAAGCUGCAGAGACUCACUGGGUUGAACUGUGAUCCUGACUCCCAGUCCCUAGCGCUCACACUAGGCCACCUCCCACUGCAGUGCCAUCUGUUGGUGUGCAGCUGGGGGAUUCCACUGUGUUGACAAUGACUUUAAUAUCUUUUCUUCAUUUCCAGUUCCUCCAGGCUUCUCGACCGAUGGAUUGUACAUGGGGCCCAUGUAGCUGAGCACUGCGGAAAUUAGGACAAGCAGUUAGAUAGUUGUUAUUAUUAUUAUUAUUAUUAUUAUUAUUAUUAUUAUUAUUAUUAUUAUUAUUAUUAUUCAGAUGUUUCUGUAUUAAUGUCAUUUUGAUAAAACUUGUAAACCUUUUUUUUUCAUUUGCAAGACAAUGGUCCCCCGUGCUUUUUUCUUCUUUUUUUUUAAUCGCAUGCCUUCCUUUAUACAUUCUAAACCACAUAUAAGAAAUCAAUUAAUCACCGUUAAGGCUUUGUCUUCUUAUCCUGUCUACAGGUUUCACCCGACACACAUGGUAUUAACUUGUAGUAUAAGGUUAAAAACACUGUUCCAAAAUGUACAGUACGGUAGAAAUGUAUGCAAAAUGUAUGCAAGCCAAGAAUCAAUCACCCAGUCAAUGCACAUGCUAACUGACUCUCCAAGCAACCCAAGAAUCAAUGGUAAAGUAUUGUAAACCAUUGUAAAUCUGAUAAGAUGCAAAGCAAAAGAAAUAAAGACAGAAACCCUGGAGACGGGGAAAUGUAUUCAGUGCCACCGUUUCACUGCAGGGUUCAUUAACUAACAGUAUGUAAUAAAAAUGAUCAUCCAUCAAA